Messenger RNA from Tupaia belangeri chinensis (Chinese tree shrew), 2511 nucleotides. RefSeq names its product kinesin family member C1 (gene KIFC1). The record is from RefSeq and is a predicted model, not a curated record. Lineage: Eukaryota; Metazoa; Chordata; Mammalia; Scandentia; Tupaiidae. Gene Ontology annotation, biological process: microtubule-based movement. Gene Ontology annotation, molecular function: microtubule binding; ATP binding; microtubule motor activity.
UGCUCUUGCCGGCUUGGGUAGGACGGAGGGUGGACAUGGAGCCGCAGAGGUCCCCCUUGUUGGAAGUGAAGGGGAACAUACAGCUGAAGACUUCCCUUACCAAGACCUCUUCCCGACUGCCUCUCCCAGGAAGCAGGAUCAAGAGGGGGGCUAGCCAGAUGGAGGAUGCCUUGGAGCCUGAGAAGAAACGCUCACGAGGCCUGGGUGCAGCAAACAAAAUUGUCACAACCCGCCCCAGAGUUCCACCCCUCACCACAGUCUCACAGAUACAAGGUCAGGCCACAGCUCAAAAAGUUCCCAAGAAGACAGGACCCCGGAGUUCCACAGCUGUCCCCUCAGUGCUGAAGAACCAGAAGCCAGUCCCUGUUGUUCCCGCCCAGAAAUCUGGCACAUCAGCCGCUCCUCCUAUGGUGGCAGGGAAGAAACCUGGCAAACGUCCAGCCUGGGACUUAAAAGGUCAGCUAUGUGACCUAAACGCAGAGCUGAAACGCUGCCGUGAGCGGAGUCACACGCUGGACCAGGAGAACCAACAGCUGCGGGACCAGCUCAGAGAUGCCCAACAACAGGCCCAGGCCCUGGGGACGGAGCGCAGGACACUGGAAGAGGAGCUGACCAGGGUACGGGCCCAGGCCGAGCAGGGCCAGCAGGAGCUGGGGAACCUGAGUGCCCGUGUCCUUGAGCUGGAAGAGCGGAGGGCCUGGUGCAAAAGCUCCAGAAAGAACAGCUGGAAUGGCAGGAGGAGCGGAGGGGCCUGACCUCCCAGCUGGAGGAACAGGAGAGGAGGCUCCAGGCAUCAGAAGCAGCUCUGUCAAGCAGCCGAGCAGAGGUGACGUCCUUGCAGCAGGAGGUUGCAGCCCAGGCCACCUUACUGGAGGAGCGGGAAGAACGUCUCCACGGGCUGGAGAUGGAACGCCGUCGGCUCCACAACCAGCUGCAGGAACUGAAGGGCAACAUCCGCGUAUUCUGCCGGGUCCGCCCCGUCCUUCCAGGGGAGCCCACCCCAACCCCUGGCUUCCUUCUGUUUCCCCCUGGCCCUGGUGGGUCUGCCGAUCUUCCAACCCACCUUAGCCUCUUCCGGUCUGAUGAACGGCGUGCAACCCUGAGCGGGGCACCAGCCCCUACCAACCGCCACGACUUCUCCUUUGACCGAGUGUUCCCGCCAGGAAGUGGGCAGGACGAAGUGUUUGAAGAGAUCGCCAUGCUUGUCCAGUCAGCCCUGGAUGGCUACCCAGUGUGCAUCUUUGCCUACGGCCAGACGGGCAGUGGCAAGACCUAUACAAUGGAGGGUGGGCCUGGAGGAGACCCCCAGUUGGAGGGGAUGAUUCCCCGGGCCCUACGGCACCUCUUCUCCGUAGCCCAGGAACUAGGCUGCCAGGGCUGGACCUACAGCUUUGUGGCAAGCUAUGUAGAGAUCUACAAUGAGACUGUCCGAGACCUGCUGGCCACUGGGGCCCGGAAGGGCCAAGGAGGCGAGUGUGAGAUUCGCCGCGCAGGGCCAGGGAGCGAGGAGCUUACUGUCACCAAUGCCAGAUAUGUCCCUGUCUCCUGUGAGAAAGAGGUGGAGGCCCUGCUUCAGCUGGCCCGUCAGAAUCGGGCUGUGGCCCGCACGGCUCAGAACGAGCGGUCGUCGCGCAGCCACAGUGUGUUCCAGCUGCAGAUCUCUGGGGAGCAUGCUAGCAGAGGCCUGCAGUGUGGGGCUCCCCUCAGCCUCGUAGACCUGGCCGGGAGUGAGCGGCUAGACCCCGGCUUAGGUCUCGGACCCGGGGAGAAGGAACGCCUUCGCGAAACACAGGCCAUCAACAGCAGCCUGUCCACACUGGGGCUGGUCAUCAUGGCCCUGAGCAACAAGGAGUCCCAUGUGCCUUACCGGAACAGCAAGCUCACCUACCUGCUGCAGAACUCUCUGGGUGGCAGCGCCAAGAUGCUCAUGUUUGUGAACAUUUCCCCCCUGGAGGAGAACGCCUCUGAGACUCUCAACUCUCUCCGGUUUGCCUCCAAGGUGAACCAGUGUGUCAUCGGUACUGCCCAGGCCAAUCGGAAGUGAAGCCGGAUCCAGAUCCUGUGUGUGGGGCGGGGAGGGGGUAGAGGGAGGUGCUGGAGGAUACCUUAUUGGGGGGAGCUAUGUACCAGGGCCUAUCAAAUAAAGAACAGUUGCUUUUUCUUUUUUAAAUAAAGGUAUUAGUGGUUACUCAAGGAGGAAGAGAUUCUUCGUUUCCAUAUAAAGAUGGGCGCUGUGGAUGCGUCCACUCUGCCAUGGGUCUGUGUUUUGGGGGACGAGUGCGGGCUAUUCUUAAGCUCUUCCGGUUCUGUACCCUGGUCUGUCGUCAUUCCCUGUAGACCCCACCCUGCCACCAUUCAGUUGUGCGCUCUCAGCGGUCACCAAGUUUCAGUCUUCUGCAGGCCGCCUGGGCAGGUGCAGGACCGCUCUCUUGGGAGUGGAAAGGGGGACGUUGCCCGGGGCGGGGCCGAGCGCACUCCCGCCCUCCCCCUGCCUCGGCGUUCGAACGGCCG